GGUACAGGUAAAACGUUUCUUUUUUUUUUUUUCGGCUGACCGACACGGUCGACUGUCUAGUAGUUAUUCAGUGGAUCUUUAUCAUUGUCUGCUAUAAACGAAUAUAUUAAAUAUCGAGGGGUGGAUGCAAAUAUUUGGUCUACUGGGAAAAUGGCUACACCCGGUAAACAAGCUAAAAUGGAAAGGAAACGGCUGACUUCAGCUAAGACCUCCUUCACAUCCCCCUUCACUCCACAGUGGAGAACACUUCCUCAAGAAGACAUGCAUUUUAUUCUCAAAACGUUGACAGAAAAGUUCAAAACCACCGGUCUGGAGAAGAAGGAGGUGAAGGUUAGACAACAGAGAAAGAGAAGCAAGGGCCAAGCGCCUUCGACACCAGUAGAGGUUCACGAAAUGUGCCAGGACCUGCCUAAAGAGCAGACACCGCCUCAAAAUGGCUGGACAAACGUGGUGGCGAGAAGACAACUGGCUAUUGGAAUAAAUGAGGUCACCAAAGCUCUGGAGAGAAACAAACUCAAACUGGUGUUUGUGUGCAAGUCUGUCAGGCCAAAGCACAUGAUUAGUCAUCUGAUACCAUUGAGUGCCACCAGAGGCGUCCCAGCUUGCCAGGUGCCCCGACUAAGUCAGAGCAUUUCUGAGCCACUGGGCUUAAAAAGUGUUCUGGCACUGGGAAUUCUGGAAUGUGCAUCCCAAGAGGAGGAGAUCUUCACUGACAUCGUGGCAGCCAUCACACCCAGAAUACCUCCACUGAAUGUCUCAUGGGUUCAGGAGGUGACACCUAAGCCCGUAGUGAACUUGGUGGAUGAAGCUGAAGGGACUGGACAGAAAAGGAAGCGAGAGAGUGACCUGAAAAUAAACACCUCUUGCACAUUGCAACCUCUCACAGUGAAAAGAAUAAUUGCAAAUCCAGAGAAGAAGAAGAAGAAGAAGAAGAAGAAAGUUAAUUAGAACUCUUAGAACUUUGACAUCAGUUACUGCCACCCUUAUUUCUUAAUGCCUUGAAAGAUGCAGGAGAUCAACAUCUGCAGUUUUCAAAAAGAAAUGACACCAUGUCAACAUUGUCUCAAUUCCACACAGUCUGGUUUUCUUAAAUGGCAUUUCUCUGUUGUAUUUGAAGAUUUCCCCUUCAAAUGUCAAAAGUCUGCUGUGGACAAGGUUUGAACAAAUGAAUUUAUUGAAUCACAUAUUCAUGCUGGUACCUGUAUAGCUGAAUGUUAAACACCAUUUGCAUGUGGUCUUCGCUAGAGGCUGCUGGUAGCAACUGGGCUCGUUCGCAGUUUUGGAAUAAAAAUCUGAAUUUUCAAUUUGAGUUACUUCUCUAUAGCCUUGAAGCCUUGAACAAUUUUCAUAAGGCAUGUACAUCAGGAUGAGGCCACUAAAUGCUGCCACUAACAUCUAUGUGAAAAAUUGAAAACAGUAAACGUACAUGCUGAAAUUCCAUUCAAGGGUGCAAGCUACAAGCUUUGGCUGUGUGGGUGCUGCUGACUUGAUGCUACUAAUCCUUCCAGUGGACUUAAUUUGAAUCUCUCUGAUCUGUACAGAGAAGAGAGUCACACAAAAUCACAUCUAACAAGAUUGGUCGACCAGAUCCUUUGAGACUAGUGAGAGGAACAUUCAGAGAGGGAGGUUCAUCGUGUGUAAAUCCAUUCAAUGGGAUGCUUUGACAUUGCCAGUGAGUUUGGAAGAUAGAAGGGCUGAGAAAUAAUGAGAAACAUAAUGGAAGAUAAAUAUACACUGAAACUAAAUUGGUUAAUUGUUUGUUCUGCAAUGAUUCCCUGAUUAAAAUGCUAUACGGUGUUGUGCUCAAUUGUACUUGGGUAGAUUUUCAUUUUUUAAGUCUGUACAGCAAUAGAAUAGUUGUCAGUCUGCAGCUCAUUUUCCGCUUUACAAAGGCAUUGAAACACAAAGCUGCCAUGAAAGUACAAUGACAUUACAAAACAUACAGUUCCUUUAAAAUGUUAAAACAUGUUCACACAAGUGAAAUCCAGUGCAAAGUUGAAUUCUUAUAAAUGUUGAUGACAAGUCAUGAAGAAUACGGAAAACCAGGUUAACUGAAGUAACAGUGCUUCCCUGUCAGCAUGUGACACUCUGCAGGAGGGACUUCGCUCAAAUAUUUGAGCUUGGUGCUUUCUGUGCCUGGACAUCAGUCACCAGAGUGAGGAGCCGCCUCCAGGCGGCCACCUCAUCCUCCCACCAAGUAGUCCUGGGCCUGGAGAUGUGACGUCAAAACUGGUCCCUCACCCGCACACCAGUGGGCAGCAGUUGAACCUGCAGCAUUUAGGCCCCUACCAGGUUUGUGCCUGCCAAGUCUGAGUGGUAACCCGGCUUCUGCUCCUACUCAGGCCUGGUUCAGCCCGCAGCCCAAGUCCUGGCAGACAUUUCAGUCUCCUGUCAUUGUUCACCUGCAAAUUUGUUGACAGGCCCAGUCUGCUGUGAUGAUGCAAUUCUGUACUGACAACUUGCAGCUCACGGGCCUCCAAGGCCACAGCUGCUGUGUCCCUUCAGCAGCCUGGCCUGCCUUGGUACGGAUUCUGAAGUUUGUGGGCCAUGGGGAUCAGGGUCACCGGUCCCAGACCAUGGCCUGGCCUGGCUUUAAGAGGGCGCAGUCUGAGGUGUUCUUCGAGCAGCACCAGGACGUACAUGCAUCCCGUCAACCUUUGCCUCAGGUUAAUACGAGAAAGCAAAGACUCUCCAUGCAUUCGUAGAACCUGGGUUGGUCAGGUUCCAUUUAGACAAGGCCCAACACGUGUCAGAAAACCUGUGGUUUCACUUACUAACCUUCUUAUAUAAUGUAAACAGCAAUGAACAAAGUAGAUCAUGAGCCCGCCCACAACUUUGCAUGGUUAAGUGAACAUGAUAAAGAUAGACGAUAUUGUGCUUCUUUCGUUGCAAUACAUUCUUCAGACAAACCAAAAAAGGUACUUUGUAAUGUAGAAGACAUCAACCCUGCUUAGGAGGGAACCAAACCACAAUACAACACAUGAGGCAGCUUUAAAUUCACAAAGCAAUGGAAAAAAACAUUAUGAAGGAUUGCACCAGUCUGUUGAGUUA
Messenger RNA from Synchiropus splendidus (mandarinfish), 3051 nucleotides. It is a transcript of the gene rpp38, whose product is annotated as ribonuclease P/MRP 38 subunit. NCBI's taxonomy places the organism in Eukaryota, Metazoa, Chordata, Actinopteri, Syngnathiformes, Callionymidae. Gene Ontology annotation, cellular component: nucleolar ribonuclease P complex; fibrillar center; ribonuclease MRP complex. Bases 151 to 948 code for a protein of 265 amino acids. Gene Ontology annotation, molecular function: ribonuclease P RNA binding; ribonuclease P activity. Gene Ontology annotation, biological process: tRNA 5'-leader removal. The transcript has 2 exons. The record is from RefSeq and is a predicted model, not a curated record.